GGAACCGCUUCUGUAUUACGUUUUGAUGAAAAGAGCAAAGAGACUCCAAUACAUUCAGAGUCAAAAGCUUACACGAGAGAAGAGCCACGCCCACCUGAGUAUUUAGUUGCCAAGUCUCUUCUAAAUGUUUUCCGACAGCUUUGUGUAUUGAAGUGAAAGUUGUCUCUCCUGUUUCCAGCUUUUCUAUUAGAUGCGAAAAAAACAAGAUCUAUUGGUUAUUUGACAUAAAGUGGAUUUGUGUGGCUUGAUUAAUAAUUAGUAAAAUGAAAAAUUUGCUAAGAGGUUGCCACGGUGGUGCAACAAAGGCUGACUACAGGGGCGGAGCUUGAGCUAGUCAUAAAGUUGAUUGACGAGAGAAGUACACAAAGAGGCGGAGCUACACUAUAGACAGCCACUGGAAGGGCGACUCUUGUUUCCAGGGGGCAGAGCCUCGGCCAUGAUUGGCUCUGGUUAUGGAGGAGGAGGAGCUUCUUGCUGUCUAGUGUGUGUACCUGUUGUAAAGGAAGUAUUAAGCCUUGUCAGGAAUUACAUGUCAGUCUGGUGGACUUUGCCGUGAGUGUUACACGCGCGUGUAUGUAACAACGUAACGGGUACAUAAACUAGCCUGCAGCGGUGUGUCUGGUGCAGCCAAGUGGCAGGAGUGUGUGCGUGUGCGUGCCAGCCUGCGUGGGACCAGCCCCGGCCCAACCACCCGCAGCGGCGGCGUGCUGGUUGGACCCUAGGGAGGCCCUAGCCCCUGGGCACGUCGUCCCCGUCCCAACCCUGUGUCUCGCCACGCCCCCGUCUACCCCCGCCACCCGCGCCCACAUGGCCGCCGCUGCUGCCCCGCCCGUACCCGCCUGACCCCACAUGGGACCCGUCACCACUACACCCCAUGACAUUUUUAUUGUACUUGUAGGCUGCUGCACCAUGUCAGGGCUAAACUCUGGGCUGUGUUAGUGAGGACAGUGCUAGUGAACCCUUAGUAACUUGAGUCUUGCUUCUGUACUCCAUAUCCAGUGCCAGCAGUGACGCCAGGACCCACCAGGGCCUCCGGAUGGCGGGGUAAGGGCUAGAACGCCCAACUCUGCCUGCCACCACCGCCACGAUCCUCACCAGUGGGCCUCCACAAGACCAUGACGAUGACCACGCCACCAUACGGCCAGCCCCUCGGCUACCAACAGACCGCUCAGUACAAUGCUCCAGGCUAUGGCUUCCCUCCCAUGUACCCCCAGGGCUCCUAUGGUUACCACAUGGGACCCUAUGCCCCAGUCCAGUGCCCCUCGCCACCCAGAGACGAUGCAUGGUACAAGCACUAUUAUGAAGAGGAUGGGGCCGAGAAUCGAACCCUGAGGUACCCCACUUGUUACGCUCAGCCAUUCGGACGCUUCCCUGUUCAACACUACUCUCUGUUUAAUAUCGACAAGCACGAACUGGAUGGCGUACGGGUCAACGGGAAGGGCAAGAAGAUGAGAAAGCCGAGGACCAUCUACUCGUCACUGCAGCUACAGCACCUUAACAAAAUAUUCCAGAGGACCCAGUACCUCUCCCUGCCGGAGCGCGCGGAUCUGGCUGCUUCCCUGGGACUCACUCAGACGCAGAUCAAAAUCUGGUUUCAAAACCGCCGAAGUAAAUACAAGAAAUUGAUGAAGGCAGCGCAGAGUGGCAGUGGGCCCAGCACGCCCAUGGGGGCCCCCAUCACCCCGGGUUCACCCCUCGCCGGGUCCCCGCUGGAGGGGUCAUCCCCUCUUGGGCAACCUCUACCCUCAUCCACCCCUCAGAGCAUCUCCCCAGCGCCCCCCACCGCCCAGAGCCCCCCUUCCUCUCACCCAUACACCAGCAUGAGCACAGCCAGCACCCCACACGGGCCCUCGUCCCAGGGGCCCUCACCAUCGGGGCCCUCACAAUCGCAGCAGCAACAGGGACAACAGCAGUCGCAACAGUCGUCGCAGCAGUCGUCUCAGCAGCAGUCUAGCCACACUCCGUCGUCCCAGGCGGCGACGUCCGUCAGUGACCACCUGCCGCCUCCCCUACCCUCCUCCCUGCCGCCCUCUGCCUCCUCUCCCGGCCUCGCUGCUCACCACUGGGGGGACAUGAAGCCGCCCGUCUCCGUGCCCUACAUGUACUCCUGGUACGCAGCAGAAAAUCAGCACAACUUGCUCACUUAAGUUCUCUCACACGCCACCCACCUGCUGUAGACUGUUGCUUGCCCUACUGGGAAUGUCCCCCACAUUCCCCUUCUGCUCUGAGGAAGCCAGAGCUUCCCAAGACACCGUCGCCCCUUUCCCGCCGCCGACCUUUUCCUAGUUGACGUCGAAGGGCGGUACACGGAGACAGUCAGGUGAAUAAGACGGUUACUUUAUUCCAUUGUAUCCGCGAGCAUGAGAUAUGCGGGAAGUUUACUCGGAAACGGCGAGUAGUGCGCAAUCGUCUCGCUGAAAGGUGACGCCUGUGUGAGUCUCACCUGUCACCAUUACCAAAGAUUCCAUUCAGUUGUACUUAAGACACUUGCCAAGCCCAGGACUGUCAGGAGAGUUGUACACACCCGAGCGCUGACCCAUGAUCACCCAGACACCAACCAGCUCCUCCUCUGCUACACUCUAUCAGGUGCUGUUCGCCACUUCUCUACCUCCCCUCUCCUAACCCUCUCCCCAUGUGAAGGGCUCUAAAAUGGACGAGGUGUCUUGCGGAACUCAAGUGACGAUAAAUAAGUUGUUCUGAAUCAGAUAACAGUGGCAGACAAUCUGUUGAUUCGACGUGAGCUGUGAGCCAGGGUUUGCUCGAUUAUGGGGUGCUAGACAAAGAAAACUGUGUGAUACAUUGACAAUCAUUUGGUAACGUUCCCUUCUAAAUGGGAAUACGGUCGAAAGUGGCCGAGGGAAAUUACCUGUGCUCUGGUGUGCAUUGUACUAGUGAAGUGUGCAUGUGCAUAUCAGUAUAUGGUGGCUCGUACAAAACCUGAGUUUUUUUUUUUUAGCGUUUAGCGUAGAUUUGCUGUGUUCUAGAGCAUCGACGAGUUACAAGAACUUUUGACAGUGAUGUCAACAAACUGUGCCGAGUUGGAGAGUGUCGAGCUUUAAAGUCUCUGGAGGAAUACAUCUCCACACAGAUAACAAUGAUGACACGUCUCUCGGUGGGGAGGAGCACAUGACUGGAUUCACUGUCCCACGUAUGCCCCUUCUCUCCCUCCCUCCCUCCCUCCCACUUAUGUAAGCGACAAACUCGGCUACUGGUAGGGUCAUCAGAACACACUAGCUCCCAGCUAAAGACGGCCCCUUCUCAAAACAUGUUAAACAAGAGCUAACGGAAUCAGCAAUUAACAACAAAAGAAAAAUACAAACACAAUAACCAGCUGCUCUCUUGUCCAGAAUCUUGCAACGUUUUCUCCCCAUUUUUAUUUUGAUAAAAGCAAAUUUUAGUAUUCAAAAUAAGUCUCUUUCUGUAGGCUUCUUCGUUUCACUUAGAUCUCGAAUUGUCUUUAUAUUGUGUUUCCAUGAUACUUAAAUAAGUGUUGACAUAUUGGUUCGAUCCUCCCUUAGCUCUCGUUGACUUGUCCUUGGUGAAAUGGGAAAGACCUUCUCCCACCCCCAUCCCUCCACUCCAUUGUCCCCUUUACCUCCCUCCUCUCCAUUAUUUUCUCCUCCCUGUGCUUGCUGCUUCAUAGGACCCAUAUUCGUAGCGUUUGGUACUGGUUGGUGUAAGCCACAGCAACGUUGACAUAGAACGCUGGAGAAGUGAACACAUAAUUAAAAUAAAUAAAUGAUAAAUAAAUAAAUAAAUAAAUACCAAAUGCACUCGUAACUUUGGGCAAUAUAAUGAGUCUGAAUGAGAGUGUCUUUAGAUAACUAUUUUUUUUAGGUUAUCGAUGGCGUUUCUCCCUAGGUUCUGGGCGUAUAUAAACCUGUGUUAUAUUCUCUCAGAUCACACACAGAACACACAUAUCAGGAGUGGAAGGAGUCCUCUCACAGCGAGGACCAUACCUGGUAACACCCUGCAUUAGGAUACUGAAACAUAUUAGUUCCCCAUGACGCUUGAGCUCAAAGAAAGCUAUUGGUCAAUCUUAUAGAGACUUCACAGCUAACCCACAAACUGAAUAUGAAACUACAUUACGUUUCGGUUCGUCCAAGACCAUUAUUAAAUCUGGGACGGUUCAAGAAGUCUUCUAACUUCAAAUCCGAUUUGUGCGUAGAAUAUGAAUUGUUCUACCCACGGUAUUGUGACUUUUAUUCUUAUUACAGAAACUAUUACAACCGUAGCGUUACGUGACCUGAUAUGCCCUUUCUCUCCUAAUGUGGUUUACCUUCAAAUGAGACUGUUUGCAUUUUGACAUGUAUGUAAACUAUGUGUACAUUGUGUGUAAGUGUUGUACCUUAUUCAUGAACAAAUCUUAAAACAGUCUAAGCUUUGCCUAAAGCUGAUAUUAUUUUCUUAAAACCCCUGUUACUCUAAGAAGAUUAAUAAUGUUAAAUAUACUGGUAUACACCACUCCUUUGUAAUUAUGUUUUUUUAUGUAUUUAAAUGAUUCAUAUUUAUUGCAAAUUUGUGCUUUUUUUUUAUCGACGAUUGCUGCAAAUUUUUCUUUUAAAGGAAAUUAUAUGUUUUUGUUUUAACAUUGAGUGGAAUUUGUACAUUAACAUUACCAAACGCUGAGAAAUGCUGUAGAGUUAGAAUGAACUGUUCAACAUGUUCAAUUGGUCAUGCUGUUGUACAGAUGCUGUUUUGAAUGGCUUGUGCUGUUCACCACGACGCUGUUCUAUACGGCUUGUGCUGUUCACCACGACGCUGUUCUCUACGGCUUGUGCUGUUCACCACGACGCUGUUCUAUACGGCUUGUGCUGUUCACCACGACGCUGUUCUCUACGGCUUGUGCUGUUCACCAUGGCGAAGGUGGCAAUGCUGUUAUGCUGUAUGAAAGGAUAUUGGUUGCCCCAUCCUUAUGUUAUUUUCUUACCUCUGUGUGUACCUGUGGUGAACACCGGUGCUGGAACUGGAAAAUCCGAACGCCGGAGUCUGUACCAGAAAAUGUGAACACCGGUUUUGAAACCGGACAGUGUGAGCACCGACUUCGAAACCGGACAAUAUGAGCACCGGUUUUGAAACCGGACAAUAUCAGCACCGGUUUUGAAACCGGACAAUGUCAGCACCGGUUUUGAAAACGGACAAUGUCAGCACCGGUUUUGAAAACGGACAAUGUGAGCACAGGUUUCGAAACCGGACAAUGUGAGCACCGGUAUCGUAACCAGAAAAUGCGAACACUGGAUUUCAAACUGGAAUAUUAAUAGAAAUUGUUUCAAUCGUGAAUGAAACUCGUAAAAAAAAAAAAAAAAAAGAGUUGCUAUUCUGAGAUUGUCAUUGCAAUACGUUGUGUGUAUUAUUUUAAUAUGUUCAUGUGUAAUUUUUUUCCCUUGUACUAGCAAAUAUGAGAUUUUAGGGUAACACAAUGUUUAUUUUUCGAAUAUAUAGGAAAGUGGGUAAGUUAGACUGGUGUUAUUUUUUUUUGUUAUUCUGAGUAUUUUUUACAAGCACUUAGAUUUUUUCUCUUUCUUUCCAUCAUUAUUAUUAAAUCUGGAAAUUAAAUUAUUGCUGAUAAGUGAUGUUAGUAUUACAAUGACGAUAAUAAUAUCAGUAUUAGUACUACCACGAUUAUAAUUAAUAUUGCUGUUAUCCUCAAACAUUAUUAUUAUUUAUGUAAAUGGACACAAACAUAACGUUCCUAAUAUAACGUUUUUAAACGACUGUAUAGUCACCGGUAACUGUGUUAAACCUAACAUAAUAUUUAGAACGUUACACGAGUGUCUAUAUACCCGUUUUAUUGUCGGUAAUUUUAUAUUUUUCUUAUAUUAUUUCGUUAGGAUGUUUCUCAGGACAGUAAUGCUCACCACGGUACCAUAGAGUUUUAAACGUAGUACCCAAACUGACUCUACUGUGAAUAUGUCUGUCUGUUCAAGCCAUUCGGUGUCUCCUUAGUGAGAAAUGAUGUAAUGUUGAAAGAAUUAAAAACGAAAGCAAAACCAU
Molecule: messenger RNA, 5994 nt
Organism: Cherax quadricarinatus
Lineage: Eukaryota; Metazoa; Arthropoda; Malacostraca; Decapoda; Parastacidae
Product: homeotic protein distal-less-like
Biological process (GO): regulation of transcription by RNA polymerase II
Molecular function (GO): RNA polymerase II cis-regulatory region sequence-specific DNA binding; DNA-binding transcription factor activity, RNA polymerase II-specific
Source: RefSeq, a predicted model, not a curated record